Messenger RNA from Racocetra fulgida, 282 nucleotides. NCBI's taxonomy places the organism in Eukaryota, Fungi, Glomeromycota, Glomeromycetes, Diversisporales, Gigasporaceae. The record is from the annotation of a GenBank genome assembly.
AUGUUGAAGAUUUUGGAAGACUUUACAAAUGAAAGGAGAGAAGAAGAAAUCGAAGUUAAACAGGAUGCAUAUCAGGAGUUUAUAAACUACCAACUAUUGGCAGCCAACAUAAAACAAGUUAAUAGUAUAUAUAUGCUUGAAUGCACUUAUAAUAAUGAAAAUGAAGCUAACAAGGACCACAAAUAUAAAACAUAUACCAAUAAUGUUAGGAACCUUGAAACUGAUGGCGAAGAUAAUAUAUUAGAUGAAGAGGAAAGCUUAGAACAAGAUUCCAAUAGUUGA